CUUCGUGCAGCGAUGCUGCCCCCGACCCGCUGAUCGGUACCGCGGGACACGACCGGCCGUCGGACGGGAAGAAGAAGAAGAAGAAGAGGAAGAAGAGGGAGAAGACAACACAAACAGAGAUGUUGCAUGACAUGCCUCGCAGUACAUCGUGAAUGAUUGAAGACUUCGGGCCGAGCGGCGACAACAUGGCGGACAGACGGCAACUGUUUGUCGAGAUGAGGGCUCAGGAUCUGGACUCCAUCCGAUUAUCCACAUACAGGACGGCCUGCAAACUCCGAUUUGUACAGAAGAAAUGCAAUCUGCACCUGGUCGACAUUUGGAACGUCAUCGAGGCUUUCCGAGAGAACGGCGUCAACGCCAUGGAGCUCGCCGAGGAGCUCCCCGUGGCUCGUCUGGAAGCGGUCCUGUCCACUAUCUUCUACCAGCUGAACAAGCGCAUGCCCAACACGCACCAGAUCUCGGUGGAGCAGUCCAUCAGCCUGCUGCUCAACUUCCUGCUGGCGUCCUACGACACGGAGGGCCAGGGCAAGCUAUCUGUCUUUGCUGUGAAGAUGACCCUGGCAACCAUCUGCGGAGGGAAAAUCGUGGAUAAAUUAAGAUAUAUUUUUUCCCAGAUAUCAGAUUCUGCUGGAGUGAUGGUCCACUCGCAGUUUGACCAGUUCCUGAGGGAGGCGCUCAAAUUACCCAAGGCGGUUUUCGAGGGGCCUUCUUUCGGUUACACCGAACAAGCCGCGCGGACGUGCUUCACGCAGCAGAAAAAGGUCUCCCUCAAUAUGUUCCUGGACACGUUGAUGUCGGACCCGCCCCCUCAGUGUCUGGUGUGGUUACCGCUCAUGCAUCGGCUCACCAACGUGGAGAACGUCUUUCACCCGGUCGAGUGCUCCUACUGCAACACCGAGAGCAUGAUGGGCUUCCGCUAUCGCUGCCAGCAAUGUCAUAAUUACCAGCUCUGUCAGGACUGCUUCUGGAGGGGGCAUGCCAGCGGUUCCCAUAGCAACCAGCAUCAAAUGAAGGAGUAUACGUCAUGGAAAUCCCCUGCGAAGAAGUUAUCCCGCGUCCUCAGCAAGUCCCUGAGCUGUGCGUCCAGCAGGGAGCCUCUCCACCCCGUGUUUCCCGACAUGCCGGAAAAACCUCUCAACCUAUCUCACAUUGUGCCACCGAGACCAGUGAACAUCACCAACGACUACUCGCUCUCCCACUCCAUGCCGAUAUCAGGGAACCCGUACUCCACCAAAAGCUUGCCUCACAGCAAGAGUAAUGACGUUGAGCAUAGGAGGCCCUUGACUCUGGCCGCUCCACAUCUGUUUAGAGGCAGAGGGUUGAACUACAACCUGGAUGUUGCCGAUAGGCUGGCAGACGAACAUGCUCUCAUUGGCCUCUAUGUGAAUCUCCUCCGAAACAAGCCCAACACAUGUUUGCUGGAGAGUAACCAUCAUGAUGAAGAGCACAGCCUCAUCGCCCGCUACGCUGCUAGACUGGCCGCUGAUGCCGCGCAUCAGUGGAUCCCCACGGACCUCCCCGGCUCUCUGGAUGCCAACAAACAGCAGCGGCAGCUCAUCGCCGAGCUCGAGUGCAAAAACAGAGAAAUCCUGCAGGAAAUCCAGCGGCUGCGUGUCCAGCAUGAGGAGGCCUCCCAGCUGCCACCUGACAGGGGUCAGCAGAACCCCACUCUUCUGGCUGAGCUUCGACUUCUCAGGCAACGCAAAGACGAGCUCGAGCAAAGAAUGUCUACUCUGCAGGAGAGUCGCAGGGAACUCAUGGUGCAGCUGGAGCAGCUAAUGAUGCUUCUCAAGACUCAGGCCCCCGGCUCCUCCCCCGGCGCCAGCCGGCAGAUCGCCACGCCGAUCCACUCGGACUCGGCCGGCACGACCCCGACUCACACACCUCAGGACUCGCUCAUGGGCGUGGGAGGGGAUGUUCAGGAGGCCUUCGCUCAUGGUCCAAGGAGGAAUUUAAGAAAUGACCUCCUCAUCGCUGCCGACUCCAUCACCAGCACAAUGUCAUCGCUGGUUAGAGAACUCAAUUCAGAGGGUGGAAGUGAGACAGAGAGCACCACGGAUUCAGACUUUGGACGUGCUGACCUGUUGGCCACCACCUCUUCAGACCCCUUCUUCACAUAUAAACCAAGGAGCGCCAGCGCCGCAGAGAGCUUCGAGAACGACCUGGAGCGGCGGCUGGAGGACGAGCUCAGCCUGGGCGAGCUGGUGCCGCACCGGCAGGAAGCAGACAAGGCGUGCAUGGUGACGCUGCAGCAGUGACCCUGUCGUCCAGGUGACUGGUGAGCAAUGUGAAAAGCAACAAUAGUCGGAGACACUGGACGAGGAGACACUGGGCCGACGGUACCGAGCACUGAAGACGCGAAGAAUUUAAGUUGAAUAAAUGGCUGCAUCCAACCAUAGAAUACAUUUAUGUAAAGAUCUAUUUUUUAACCAACCUACAUACACUACCGUUCAAAAGUUUGGGGUCACUUAGAAAUGUCUUUAUUUUUCAAAGAAAAGCACUGUUUUUUCAAUAAAGAUAACAUUAAUCAAAAAUACACUCUAUACAUUGUUAAUGUGGUAAAUGACUAUUCUAGGUGGAAAUGUCUGGUUUCUAAUUAAAUAUCUCCAGAGGUGUAUAGAGGCCCAUUUCCAUCAACUAUCACUCCAGUGUUCUAAUGGUACAUUGUGUUUGCUAAUCGCCUUAGAAGACUAAUGUCUGAUUAGAAAACCAUUGUGCAAUUAUGUUAGCACAGCUGAAAACAGUUAUGCUGGUGAUAUAAGCUAUACAACUGGCCUUUGAGCUUGAAGUUUGAAGAACAAAAUUGAUACUUCAAAUAUGAAUCAUUAUUUCUAACCUUGUCAAUGUCUUGACUAUAUUUUAUAUUCAAUUUUCAAUUCAUUUGAUAAAUAAAAGUGAGUUUUCAUGGAAGACACGAAAUUGUCUGGGUGACCCCAAACUUUUGAACGGUAGUGUAUUUAAGGUAAUACUGUGAGCUGAUGAAAAGAGAUUAAUUAGUGAGCCGUCUAUUACACCGCAGGUGCCAUAAAAAACACACGACUUUGGGGAAUUAUUUCAGAAUUUUUUGGGCCUUUUUAAUAUGAGUUGUCAUUCAAGCAAAUGUGCAAAUAGGUUAAAUCUCAUAAUUUCAAAUGUUCAUGUUUCUGCAAAAAAACAGUGAUGCAGGUUUUUAAGUGUUUGUUUUGUCGUCUGAUUUAAAAUAUAAACCUGUGUUGGAGUUGAAGUUAAAGAUGAUACAUUUUGCAAUAUUUAAUAAAUGUGUAACUCCAGAUUUAACCACUAGUCCGUAGAUUUUUUUUUUUUUACAGUUGCUGUCGAGUGGCUUUUGAGUUGUUUUUGGAGCAGGCCGAUCAGAUACGCUUGUUUUCUUUCAUACGUUAUUGAUAAUAAUGCACACAUGCCUUAGCUGAUUGGAUGACCUCUCAAUACGGGACAAAUUAAAAUUCAUUCAAUUUCAUGCCAGGUGGUGAUUUUGUCUGCAAACAUGUGCACUGUCGACAUACGAGUUGUCAAGUUAAAGAUAAAGAUGGAUUUGUUUUAGUGUUUUAAGAUUUAAGAUACACAGAGACUUCCAAACGGUUUACACUGCUGAGGGCAUUGAACAAAUUAUGCUUACACACUAAUGUUUUUAUGAAUUAAGAGUUCGAUCAUCAUUUGCCAUUGUUUCAUUUGCUCGCGCACACAACUCUCUGAGUCACACACACACACAAACACAGACAGACACACACACGCUCUCUCUCAAAGUGGAAAGCCAAUCUAAAAUCAUAAAUGUGUGAAAUAUAUCUAGUUUGAAUUUUGAGCAAGUUCAUAGCAAGUGAUUUUGCAUGGUGGUGAAGCAUAAUAAUAAAGUGUUGACACAAUAUCACCAUU
Molecule: messenger RNA, 3870 nt
Organism: Pseudoliparis swirei
Lineage: Eukaryota; Metazoa; Chordata; Actinopteri; Perciformes; Liparidae
Gene: dtna
Product: dystrobrevin, alpha
Exons: 22
Coding region: 153-2258 (701 amino acids)
Biological process (GO): synaptic signaling
Cellular component (GO): plasma membrane; synapse
Molecular function (GO): zinc ion binding
Source: RefSeq, a predicted model, not a curated record